Messenger RNA from Phascolarctos cinereus (koala), 2627 nucleotides. Lineage: Eukaryota; Metazoa; Chordata; Mammalia; Diprotodontia; Phascolarctidae. The record is from RefSeq and is a predicted model, not a curated record.
CUCCAGGGCUUAGGCGGCCCCAGGCAGAGGCGUCCCCGGCGGUUCCCUGCUUUUCCUGGUGUUAAUAGCGUUUAGCUUGUGAAUGCUGCCUCAAGAAUCUGCGUGUAAGAAGACUCCUCGAUGAGGCCAGUGAAACCAAAAGAAGAUGAAACAUGAGGAGGAGGACCCCCAUGGGACAGAGCUGGAGAGAGUGCCGGCCCCUCCCUGCGGCGCUGCCCCCAGGGAGGCACAGAAAGUGGGAGAAACCAAAGAACGGGAUGAUGAAGACCCGGUAAAAGAGAGUGUGGAGCCCGAGGAGCUCGUGGCCAUCGCAGACUACACGGCAACGGAUGAGACGCAGCUCAGUUUCUGCAGGGGAGAGAAGCUGCUGGUGCUGAGGUGGGUGACAGCCGACUGGUGGUGGGGCGAGCAGGAGGGCCGCCACGGGUACAUCCCUGCCAGCUACAUGAGGGAGAGCUUGGACGACGCAGAGCCUGAAGACACGUGGCAAGAUGAGGAAUACUUUGGCAGCUACGGAGCCCUGAGACUGCACUUGGAAAUGCUGUCAGAUCAGCCGAGGACAGCCGUGUACCACCAGGUGAUCCUGCAGCACAAAGAAUUUCUGGAAGAUAAAGUGAUUUUGGAUGUUGGGUGCGGCACUGGCAUCCUCAGCCUCUUCUGUGCCCGUUACGCACGGCCCAGAGCAGUCUAUGCUGUGGAGGCCAGCGAGAUGGCCCAGCACACCGAGCAGCUGGUGCUACACAGUGGCUUUGCAGACAGAAUCACUGUCUUUCAGCAGAAGGUGGAGGACGUGACCCUGCCAGGGAAGGUGGAUGUGCUGGUGUCAGAGUGGAUGGGAGUGAUGCUUCACUUGUGUCCUUUUUCCCUCUGUCUGUAGUCUGAGUUCAUGACUGAGUCUGUGCUCUACGCAAGGGACAAGUGGCUUUCCCCUGAUGGGGUCGUUUGGCCGACCACGGCUGUGAUCUGCCUCGCCCCCUGCAGUGCUAAGAAGGACUGUGACCACGAUGUCCUCUUCUGGGACAACGCCUGCGUGUUUGACCUCAGCUCUUUAAAAUCUUUGGCCAUCAGGGAAUUCUUUGCCAAGCCCAAGUACAAUCAUAUUUUGGAGCCUGAAGAGUGUCUUUCAGACCCACGUCCUGUCUUCCAGUUGGACAUGAAAACUGUGCAGAUCCCUGACCUUGAGAAGAUGAAGGGUGAGCUCUGCUUCUGCAUCCAGAGGUCCGGGACUCUGCAUGGGUUUUCUGCCUGGUUCAGUGUUGAGUUCCAGAAUGUGGGAGAAGACAGACCGCGGCUGGUGCUGAGCACAGGCCCCUCAGACCCCACAACGCAUUGGAAACAGACCUUAUUUAUGCUGGACGAGCCUUUGGCCAUCCGUGCCGGAGAUGUGGUCACUGGCUCCAUCGUGCUGCAGAGAAACCCGGUAUGGAGGAGGCAUAUGUCCGUCACCCUGAGCUGGACCGUCACCUCCGAAAAAGACCCCACCUCUCCAAAGGUUGGAGAGAAAACCUUCCCCAUCUGGAGAUGAGGCCUACGGAGGGCCCAGGCCAGCAGGUAAGGAAACUGAGGCCCACAGGGGCAAACAGACUUGCCCUGGGUCACGCAAGGAGUGGCAACGUGAGGAGGACCCAAAGGCUGCCCGCCACAACACCAUCCUGCUCGUGCCUCCGACAGCCCAGGCCUUAGCCUUCCAGAGAGCUCUCUGUCCCUCCUGCAUCCUUGCCCCCGAGGGCAGGUGGAAGUCACAACAUCGGGCUGUUGUCACACAAAGCUCCAGGUGGAGACGUGGAGGACGUGUCUUACUGAACAUCAUACUGGGGGCAUGGGGGAGGGGAGAAGCCCUGCCUCGUGGCCUCCCUGUCUCCUGGCUGUCCGUGGCCACGAACUGUCCCUUCGUUCUCGGGGCCUCCUUGCUUUGUCUGUGGCUCAGGCCUCGCCCACCUUUCGGAGCCUGGCUUCCUCUGUGCGUAUGAUCCUUCUGGUGCCCGUGAUUGGCCCUCCUGUGUUUCUUGGAGCGCGCCUCAUCUCUAACUGCACAGUAACAGGCCGUGACCUUCCGCUCCGUGGGCUCAGUGGCAGCCACUUUGUCUCCAGGUCUCUGCUGACCCGGGGGGCUGCUCGAACAUUGUGGGAGGUGCUGGGCCUGUGCUCCCAUCUUUGAUUCCCUGGGAGCUCCACCCGGGUGUACCAUGAGCAGCCCGGCCCAGGGUGUGGACGGCCCUGCUUCCCAAUGGAUACCCAGGGCAUGUGAUCCUCCGCCAGUGCUGUGCCAGUCCCUGGCUCCCCGCGGCUCCUCAUCUUCGGCUUCUUUGCCAAUUUGCUGGAUGUGGCCUGAACAAUCUGGGGAGGGGUGGGGGGGGGGGAGUUUGCUUGGUUUUUUUCCUGCAUCUUACUAGCAGUGAUUCCAGCGUUCUUUUCCUUUGUUUCCUUAUCUGUUGGGGAAGUAUUCGUUUUUCAGUUGUUUUAAGCUGUGAAUCUGUGUGAUUCCAGAAAAGGGGCUUCUGAGCUGUCAGUGACGUCACACUAGAAAGGAGGGACAAAGAUCCCUCCUCCCUUUGGAAGCAAGCACAGGGCACCUAACCGAAGCUGUUCUCUGAUUUGGAAGCAAUAAAAUCAGUUUUUAUUUUUGA